Molecule: messenger RNA, 3493 nt
Organism: Dryobates pubescens (Downy woodpecker)
Lineage: Eukaryota; Metazoa; Chordata; Aves; Piciformes; Picidae
Gene: GOLGA1
Product: golgin A1
Exons: 22
Coding region: 171-2588 (805 amino acids)
Cellular component (GO): Golgi apparatus
Source: RefSeq, a predicted model, not a curated record
GCUAGGCUAUGAAGGCUUUAAUGGAACUUGAAACGCAAUAAAACGGUGGAUGAGGCACAACAUUAAAUCUUGACAUCUGGAAGCUUUAAACAAAGUGUCAGUAUAUUAACCAUAUCGGAGGUAGUGGCUUUUCAAAGUACCUGGAUAUUUCAGUGCUGCAGAGCAGUAAAAUGUUUGCAAAGCUGAAGAAGAAGAUCGCAGAAGAGGCAGCGAUUGCUCCCCGACCCGGAGGAGCUGCCAGGAUCCCCAGGUCUGUUAGUAAGGAGUCGAUUACAUCCGUGGGAGCGGACUCCGGAGAUGACUUUGCUUCUGAUGGAAGCAGCUCUAGAGAGGAUCUUUCAUCCCAGUUGUUCAGAAGAAAUGAACAAAUAAGAAAACUGGAGGUCAAGCUGUCUGAUUAUGCUGAUCAGAUCCGAAACUUGCAGAAGAUAAAAGAGAAGCUUGAAAAUGCAUUAGAAAAGCAUCAGGAUUCCUCCAUGAGGAAGCUUCAGGAGCAGAAUGAAGCUCAUCAGGCCAGUCGAGCCAAGAUGGCUGAAGGAAUGGCUUUGGCCUUAGAAAAAAAGGACCAGGAGUGGAUGGAAAAGCUGGGUCAAGUUGAAAAGGAAAAAAGAAUGCUUGAAAAGCAGUUACAAGAAAUGAGGGAGCAGAGUUUGAACCUCUUUCAAAAAAGAGAUGAAAUUGAUGAGCUGGAGGGCUUUCAACAGCAGGAAAUUGCCAAAGUUAAACACAUGCUUUUGAAAAAGGAAGAAUCUCUGAGCAAAGCAGAGCAGGAAUUAGAGGCGUGCACUCAAGAGCUAACCCACACUAAGGAGGUGCUUCAGGAUGCAAGCAACGAGUCAUCAGGCCUCAGGAAAGAUCUUCAGGAGUUGCAGCAGCAGUUCUUGGAGCUAGAGGCACAGAGAGAUGAACUAAUGACAGCUGAGACAAAUGCAGAAAAUAAGAUCACUGCUCUGGAGUUAAGAGAACAGGAGCUACAAACUGUCAUUCAGCAGCUUUCUGUAGACUUGCAAAAUGCUCGAGUUGCUGGUUCUGGUUGUGAGAAGAGGCUGGAAUUGUUACAGGUGGAACAUGAAUCUCUGAAGGUGGAAUAUGAACAGCACAAGCAAAAGAUGACUUUUGAAUUUGCUGAGAGAAAUAAACUUACUGAACAGCUGCAGGAAAAAGUGUCUUCCUUGGAAAAAAAGCUAGAAAGGAAUCUUUCAGGGGAUGAACAUGUGCAGGAGCUACUGAAAGAGAAAGCUACUCUUGAGCAGCAACUGGAUGAAACCAGGCAGCAGCUACUGACAGACAGAACGCAUCACGCUGGGACUGUGAACCGGUUGGAGACACAGAAUAAAGAACUGGAACAAAACCUACAGGCUGCAACAGAAACAUUGAAAAAGAGCAAAGCAGCAGCUGCUGAGCAGGAUCUGAAGAUCCAGAAGUUGCAAACUGACCUAGAGGAUGAAAGAAGUAAACUACAGCAACAGAUGAUAAGUGAGAAACAUCAGUACGAUCAGAAAGUUGCCAAGCUGGAGUCUCACAUUGCUGCCCUUGAAAAAUCUUGGGAGUUUGAUAAAACAGCUGCUCAGCACAAGAUUAGUCAGUUGGAAAAGGAAAAUGAAAAUCUUAAUGGAAGCAAGGAGGAGUAUGAGACCUCUUUGAAAAAACAAGAGUCUGAACUGAAUAGGCUAAAGAAUGAAUUGAGCAGCAGGGAAACUGUCAGUGUUGAAAUUGCCAAAGCGUUGGAAGAAACACGGAAACAGAGAGAGGAACUGCAACAGCAGGUUUCACAUCUGACCUCCUUAAUAAAGGAAAAAGACCAGCUGAUUGAGGAAAAAUGUGAUCUGCUUCUAAAAGAGAAGGAAGAACUAAACCAACUCAGGCAAGAUCAUGAAGCUGCCUUGCUGCAAAUGCAUCAGUUGCAAUCUGACAUAGAAGCAAGUAAUAGCCAAGCAGUGGCUAAAGAAGAAAUGGCAAGAAAGGAAAUUGAUGAACUGAAGCUGCAGAUACAGGAGUGCCUGUUGGCCAGGGAACAUGAGAAAAAUGUUUCAGAACUAGAGGAAUCAACAAGAGACCUGAACAACAAGCAUUUCGAUUCUCCAGAAAACCGUGUGGUGGAACAGAAUGGAGAGGUAGCAACUGCAGAUGUCAUUCAGCUUCAGAAGGAUAACAGAGAGCUGGAACAGCAAAUUGCUGAGAAAAACAAGGUGAUAAAGCAGCUACAGCAAAGAAUGACAGAACUGAAGAAAACACUCCAGAAAGAGCUGAAAAUAAGGCCUGACAGUGAGGUUCCUGAAGUACGUGAAAAAGCAAAUUCUGAAGUGCCUAAUGCCUCUGUGACUGUCACAAACAACUCUGAUUUAAAUGACUCCAGGGAGAUAAACUUUGAAUACCUUAAACAUGUUGUACUGAAAUUCAUGUCCUGCCGGGAAUCUGAGGCAUUCCAUCUAAUUAAAGCUGUGUCUGUGUUACUGAAUUUUUCACAAGAGGAAGAAAACAUGCUUAAAGAAACUUUGGAGUACAAGAUGUCGUGGUUUGGGUCAAAGCCAUCUCCUAAAGGCAGUAUCCGGCCGUCUAUCUCAAGCCCAAGGACACUGUGGCCUUAAGGGAACCUGAGAACAGGCAGUCAGCAUCUAGCCACUUUUUUCUGUGAAAAGAACGCUGCACACACUGCUCCAGGUGUGUCUUAAUCACUGUCAUUGCAGUAUUUUGUACAAGAACUUUUGACACUGUUUACAAAACUAAUACUGUGCAAGGAGAAAUUUUCACUACGAACUGAAACACCUCUUCUGGCUUGGAUUCAGAGACUGUUGUCUCGAUGGUCUCUUCCUGGAAGUCAGCUCCUUGUGCUCGUCGUUCUUGUUUCCUUGGCACCAAAGGGUAGCGUUAACCUCACCAGUACUGGUGCUGGCAGUCCAGGCUUUUAAGCUGUCUAUUAUGGUGGUGAUUCCAACUUCUGUUGUGGAGCGCUAGAGCUGAGUUAACUCGAGGCACAGGAACACUUCCUUGUCUUGCUGUGGAAAGCAAGCAGUGGGGGAAAAAAAAUAACCAUGUUGGUAGUACUGUAUUGGGGUUUUGAUGGUUUGAGAAGCCUUUUGAAGAACAGGAGCAGGAGCUUUAACCAAAAAAAAAAAACAAACUCUGCCUUGCCUUGUUUUACUGACAUAACUAAUAAUUUGCAUUUUUUCAUAUCACUGUGUCAUGUAAGGUGCAUAUAUCCUGGCCUGCAGUCCUGAAGGCUGCAUGUUGAUGAUGAUUAUUUAAUUUGAGAGCACAACUUUAGAGUUGUCUGAUUUUACUUUUCUUAAAGAAAAAGAAUAUUUUAAAAUGGUCUUAAUUAUAGUACCUAAUACUCAGUCGCCUUUAAAACUAAUCUAUUAGCCUGUACCAUAGGUUGUUAGCAUCGGGAAGAAAGGGUAGGAAACAGAUUUUAAGUUUUUAAAGCUGAAUUCCAGGUAUUGUAAAUGCACACUGAGAAUACCUUUUAUUUAAAAAAAAAUAGAAGAAGAAG